Molecule: messenger RNA, 1373 nt
Organism: Protopterus annectens (West African lungfish)
Lineage: Eukaryota; Metazoa; Chordata; Ceratodontiformes; Protopteridae
Product: vomeronasal type-2 receptor 26-like
Exons: 3
Coding region: 1-1113 (370 amino acids)
Biological process (GO): G protein-coupled receptor signaling pathway
Cellular component (GO): membrane
Molecular function (GO): G protein-coupled receptor activity
Source: RefSeq, a predicted model, not a curated record
AUGGAUCUUCUCAGUGACUCAGCCCUGCCUAUCAGCAGUUCCAUGCAAUCAGUGUCUCAGUCUCAGUCAAUCCCACACUCAGUCUGCAGUGAAAGCUGUCCUGUUGGACACAGGAGAGCUAGCCAGGAGGGACAGCCAGACUGCUGUUUCAAUUGUCUUGUCUGUUCAGAAUCAGAGAUUGCUAAUCAGACUGAUUCCAAUGACUGCAUGAAGUGUGCUGCUGAGUUCUGGCCUAACGCUAUGCAGGAUAAGUGUGUUCCUAAACCAGUGGAGUUCCUUUCUUAUGCUGACCCCCUAGGGGCUUUACUGUCUGGUACUGCCAUUUUAUCCUCCUUCAUCCCCAUUGCUGUUUUCUGUGUCUUCCUUAAACAUCAUGAUACACCGGUUGUGAAAGCCAAUAACCGAGAACUAAGUUAUCUUCUCCUUUUAGCUCUGGUUCCCUGCUUCCUCUGCUCCCUCAUCUUCAUUGGUCUGCCUAUUAAACAGACUUGCAUGCUCCGACAAACUGCAUUUGGUGUUAUAUUCACAUUUUGUGUCUCAUGUGUUCUAGUAAAAACUGUUAUGGUGGUCAUCGCUUUUAAAGCUACAAAGCCAAACAGUCACUGGAGACUGUUGGUUGGGUACAAGCUGCCUUCUGUAAUUGUCUCUUUCUCCACACUGAUCCAGGUUGUUCUGUGCACAUUCUGGUUGGUCAUAUCUCCACCUUUUCCUGAAAGAAACUCAGAAUUUUCUACAACAAAUGUAAUUAUUGCAUGUAAUGAAGGCUCCAGCAUUGCAUUUUGGGUAAUGUUGAGUUAUAUGGCUUUUCUUGCAUGUAUGAGCUUUCUUCUGGCCUACUUUGCCAGAAAGUUACCAGACAUUUUCAAUGAAGCCAGCUGUAUUACAUUUAGCAUGUUGGUGUUUCUUAGUGUUUGGUUAUCAUUUGUGCCUGCCUACCUGAGUACCAAUGGGAAAUACAUGGUUGCUGUGGAAAUAUUUGCAAUUAUAUCCUCCAGUGCUGGACUGCUUGUGUCAAUAUUUUUCCCAAAAUGCCACAUCAUUUUGUUGAAACCAAGAAUGAACACAAGACAGUAUUUAACUGGAAAGGGAACAUUUAAAGGUAAACCAGCUUAAAGAGAUUCCAGUUACAUAUUUCAAAACAUUUCACAAUAAGUAAUCUCUGUUUAUCAAUGCAUUAUUUACAUUUAAAUAAAAAAUGUGGAUUAUUUCAUAAAAAAUUCUUCAUUACCUUUGCUUACCUUGGUCUACUACUCUCUUUCAAAAGCUGUUAUUUUGAAUACUAUUUCACUAUCUAGUCAUAAUAUUGAGCCUAUACACUUUGUCCACAGCUGCAGUGUGCCACUUGCACCACGUUAUAUUGUACACUGAGCCAC